AUGAUGUUCAUGUCCAACCGUCUAGUUUUCUUCAUACUUUAUCAAUUCACUUUGGAUAACCGAAUAGUUUGGACAACUGGACAAAAUUGUUAUUUCCCAAGUUUUAUACAUCAUUCACAUGAAUCAAUUUGGAUGACAGAUUAUGGUUUGAAUAAUAUACACCAACAAACUCAAAAUAGUAAUGAUAACAGCAAUAAUAAUAAUGUCAAGAAGGCAUCAUUAUUCUAUUCACUUCAGUUACCGGAAGAAUUGUACAAUUAUAGAUUUAAUUUUUUAAAUUUACAAUAUGGUUGGUUACAAAUGUUAUUUACAAGAGAUUCACAUCAUGCAUGGUUAUUUCUAUCAUGUCAUCAUAUUCUUUAUACACAACAUCUGAUACUGUUGACAUCAUUAAAAGAAUACUUAACAAGUAUUUGUAGUGUGGAUGAGCAAACUACUUACAGAAAUAAUAGUAGUAAUAACAUACACUGGUUUAGUACUACAAACAGUAGAAGUAUGAAUUAUACAAAAUUAAUGUAUAAUUAUAAUGAGAACAGUAAUCCUACAAACAGUUUACAAGCAUCAUUGGGUUAUGUGAAACUAUCAUGUUCUUGGCAAUCGGGUAAAAAUAUUUAUUUAGUACAAUAUACACAUUCUAAAGGAAGAUCCAUUUAUCAAUGUAUUAAAUUUGAACCGAUCAAUGAAAUAGAGUCAGUCUCAGUUUUUAAUUUAUUUUUAAGUGAACAUACCUCAUCUACAGCUGAUUUAACAUUGUGUCAUCCUACAGCAUUUAAACAAGAUUCAUCAAAGUGGAUUGCCACUCUAACUCCAAAUACAGAACUCAGCAAAACAUUAUGCCCAAUAUCAGGUGGAUUUCAAAUAAGUCAUAUAUUAGAUUUAAAAGAUAAUCAAGUCCUAUGUGAACCUCAUGUUUACUCGACUUUGGAAAGUGAGUGCAUGUUGGGUGAAGGUAUCUUAUGGACAUUUUUACAACCUCAAUGUAAUCCAUUUGUACAAAACUAUAAGACUCAAUUUCAGUGUCAUUCAACAUGGAAAAGUAAUAAUUUGAAUUAUAUUCUUAUCUAUCGACAAAUAAAUCAGUAUACUUAUGAAUUUUAUCAACUGGUUUAUUUACAAUUACCAGUGGAAUUAUCCAUAGAAUCAAAAACUUAUGGAAAAUUUUCACCAUUAUGGAUCAUUUAUGGUUUACAAUCUAAUCAAAUCAUUGAACAAAUCAUAAUUAAUCGUAUAUAUACCUGGAAUUCUAUUGAACAAUAUAAUACUAAAUUAAAAAAUAUUAUAUUAUAUAAUACAAGUGUAAAAUUAUAUGAAAUACAAAUUCGUAGAGCAUUUGGAAGUUGUGAUGAUGAAAGGGUCAGUUGUACUCAUGGUUGUGAACAUAAUGCAAGAAAUCAGUUUUUCUGUCAUAGAAGUUGUCUAGUUCCAGGACAGACGUGUGGUAACAUUAUUCAUGAUUCGUGUAAAUUCCAUCCAAAUUAUUAUGGUACAUGGGAUUUAAUUGAACCAAGUUCAAUCCAAGAAUCAAUGGGAUAUGAACAUCCAAGUAGUCGUUUAGUAGCACAGUUUUUAAUCAAAAGUGACAAAUUAACUGUAUCUUCAAUGACUGGUAUAUCGUAUACUAUGAAUUUGUAUUGUGUUAAAGAAAUACAAGAAUCCUUAUAUGAUCGUUAUAUUCUACGAAGUGAUUAUCAAACAAAUGGAUGUUAUUCCAGAGAUCUAUGUUUAGAGAUCUAUCGUGGUAAUAAAAAUGAUUUCGAAGCAUUAUCAAAUGUUAAUUCAAUACUUUAUAGAAUAGCUGUCGGUGGUAAACAUCUUUUAACCGAUAUAUGUCAAUUUAAUAAUGAUAAUCAACUAUAUGGUCGGACAAUUUAUCCAUUAAGAGCAAAUAUAUUAAUACGAAAUACAGCUGAUAAAAAUAUUAUGGCUCCUACUGGUGUUACUAAGUGUGGACUUUAUCAAAUACGUCUUACUGGUAAAUUGUUUAUUCUCAAUACUGAACCAACACAGUUUGGUGGUCAGGAUGAUUUGUUUAAUAUAACAAACAAACAAGCUAUUAAUAAUCGUUUGGGAAAAGAAGAUCACACAAAUAUAAUGUCAAAUAUAAAUGGAAAGUUAUUGAAUACAUACGAAGCUAAUGAUGAUAAAAGCUAUCAAGAACCGUGUUCCGUAGAAAUCAGUGAUUUCAAUCCGGAUCUAGGUAUCUCUGGAGAAUUCGAUAAUACACUAAGAAUUAGACAUUAUUGUGAAUCUACCAUUUAUCCAAGUAUAUUUAAAUCAGAUCAUCAAUGUAUUGCAUCGUUCAAUAUUGAUGGAAUUUCAACUAUUUCUGCAUCUUAUUUCUUACUUAUUACAUAUCUUAAAAUUACAGAUCAGUAUUAUUGUCUAAUCAUUCAAGUCAACAGAAGUAAUGAUGGUAUGAAUAAUAAUAAUAAUAAUGAUAAUAACAAUCAUAGCAAUCAAAAUUACACAAUCUUUAUGUAUCAUUCACCUCAGUGUCAAUAUGAAACUACACCAUUUGAAAAUAUUAAAUUAGAUGAAAGCAAAGCAUUUGCAAAAUUAUUACUCACUUCAACACAAAGACAAAAUGAAAACUUCACAAGUAAUAAUAAACCUAUGAUGGCUACACCACUGAAUAGAAGUCUUUAUUUAUCAUCUAACAAGUUAAUAAGACCAACUCAACAAUACACAACGAUUCAUCAUCAUGAUCACCAUCCUCAUCAACAGCAAAAUGUAACCCGUUUUAAAGCAUUACGUUUUCUAUCGAAACCAAUUAAGAAAACUCGAAGUUUCUUUGUAAUUAAUAAUAAUAAUGAAUCCAUAUCUUCAUCAAUCUAUUCAUCUAUUUCAUCUUAUAAUUACUUAUUAACGUUUUUAAUUAUAUUUAGAAUGUUUUAUUAA
Messenger RNA from Schistosoma rodhaini, 2898 nucleotides. Lineage: Eukaryota; Metazoa; Platyhelminthes; Trematoda; Strigeidida; Schistosomatidae. The record is from the annotation of a GenBank genome assembly.